AUGGCUAUAUUGGCGCUGAAAUCCGGUAGAACGUUUCAAGACUUGCUAAUUGGCCCCGCGAAAGCAGCCGCAUCCCUGCUGGAUGCGAGGAAUACAAUAGACACGCCGGGUUCUGAACUCGUCGUGGCACUUCCGCUAGCUACAACGGCGAUUCGGUGUAACCACGCUGCGCCAGGAAUGCUGCGACACGUCGACACGGUGUACUUAUUAGAAGUGACUAGUAAGGCCGUUGUGGUACAUCUCUCCACCACGGCGAGGCGGCGCGAUCCAUCUGGACCCAUCCGAUGA
This is a messenger RNA of Babesia bigemina, 288 nucleotides long. RefSeq lists its product as hypothetical. The record is from RefSeq and is a predicted model, not a curated record. Lineage: Eukaryota; Apicomplexa; Aconoidasida; Piroplasmida; Babesiidae. The transcript has a single exon. The coding region runs from base 1 to 288 and encodes 95 amino acids.